Molecule: messenger RNA, 2897 nt
Organism: Lathyrus oleraceus (garden pea)
Lineage: Eukaryota; Viridiplantae; Streptophyta; Magnoliopsida; Fabales; Fabaceae
Product: exocyst complex component EXO70E2
Exons: 2
Coding region: 621-2657 (678 amino acids)
Biological process (GO): exocytosis
Cellular component (GO): exocyst
Molecular function (GO): phosphatidylinositol-4,5-bisphosphate binding
Source: RefSeq, a predicted model, not a curated record
UUCAUUUUUCAUUAUAUUUAUUUAUUUAUUAUCCUCUAAACUCAAAAAAGCUUUAUUUUUUUCUUCCUUCGCUUUCUCAUACAAACACAACACAAAAUAGUUUCCUCUGUUAAACAAAAAGUCAAGAAAAGAACUGUUUUGUGCUCUCUUUUUUUUUUGUUGUUGCCCAUGUUGUGCUUGUAGAUCUUGCAGAAGAUUCAAUUGAAGCUGUUCUUGAUUUUCCAGAGGAAAAUUAAGGAUUAUGUGCUUACCCUUUUGAAGUUUUUGUUCUUGGAUUUGAUUGGUGGGUUUUGCUAAGGUUGUUCUAGUGAUUACUAGUUCUGGGUCGGUUUGUAAAUUGUUGUGGUGAAGGAGGUGUUGGAAUAGAUUUUGGGGGUGUGAAAAAGGUUUGAAUUUGAAGUUGUUUUGGUGAUUUUGUUUUUUGAAGAGGUGAAAAAAGUUUGAAUUUGAAGUAGUUUUGGUGAUUGUUGUUGUAGAACUAGAAGGAAGUGUUGGAAUUGAUUUUGGGGGUGAAAAGGUUUGAAUUUGAAGUGAUUUUGGUGAUUUUCUUUUUUGAAGAGGUGAAGAAAAUUUGAAGUAGUUUUUGUGAUUGUUGUUGUUUUUUUGAAGUUUGAUUCUCAAUGGCUGUAGAGGAAUCUGAGAAAAUGAUUCCGGAGUUAGAAAGAGAGGAGGAUUUGAUUGCGGCAGCUCGGCAUAUUGUGGCGGCUCUAGGUUUGAAUAAGAAUCUUACUAGUGAUGCUAAGAAGAUUCUGGCUGAUCUUGGAUCGAAGUUGUCUUCGAUGAAUAUUACGAAUGAGAAGGAGGAAAGGAAGAUAGGGAAAAACGAGGAUGAUAACGAUGAGGGAGAGGAGGUGGAUGAUGAGGAGGAGGAAGAAGAGGGUGCCGGUGUUAUUGAAAAACGACUUGGUUUGAUCCAAGAGAAGAUAAUGAGAUGGGAGGAAGAUGAGUCGAUGAUUUGGGAUUCGGGACCGGAGGAAGCGUCUGAGUAUCUGAACGCGGCUAAUGAAGCGCGGUUAUUGAUCGAUAAGUUGGAGAGUAUGCAUUUGAGUAAAGAGGAUGAAGAGUAUAAGUUUUUGCAAAGGGCUCAUAGUGUUCUUCAGACGGCUAUGACGCGGCUCGAAGAAGAGUUUAGCAAUUUGCUUAUCCAGAAUAGGCAACCUUUUGAACCUGAGUAUGUGUCUUUUCGGUCGAGCGAGGAAGAUGGUGCCGAUGGGAAUUCAUUUGUCUCUUUAGGUGAUGAUUCCUUUGAGGAAUCACUUCGAAGAGAUAGUGUUAGCCGAGCCGCCGAGGAGCAUGUUAUCAAUUUAGUUCGUCCGGAUAUAAUCCCCGAUCUCAGGUGUAUUGCGAACUUGCUUUUUGCUUCGAAUUAUGCGAAGGAAUGUUCGCAAGUUUAUACCAUUGUUCGGAGAGAUGCUUUAGACGAGUGUUUGUUCAUUCUUGAAAUGGAAAGGCUUAGUAUCGAAGAUGUCUUGAAAAUGGAAUGGAAUACUUUGAAUUCGAAGAUCAAAAGAUGGAUUUGGGCCGUGAAAAUCUUUGUUCGGGUUUAUCUCGCGAGUGAAAGGUGGCUUAGCGACCAGAUUUUCGGAGAAGGCGAGCCUGCUAGUCAAGUUUCUUUUGUCGAUGUAUCGAAAACUUCGAUUUUGCAGCUUCUGAAUUUCGGCGAAGCGAUGUCUAUCGGUCCUCACAAACCCGAAAAAUUGUUUCGAAUUCUCAACAUGUAUGAAGUUCUCGCAGGCCUUAUGCCAGACAUCGAUGCUUUGUAUCCGGACGAGAUCGGUUCCUCGGUUAAAUUUGAAUGUCACGAGGUUCUGGACAGAUUGGGAGAUUGCGUGAGGAUAACGUUUCUCGAAUUCAAAAGUGUUGUCGAUUCCAAUCCGUCAACAACACCUUUAGUUGGUGGUGGAAUACAUCCUUUGGCGAGGUACGUUAUGAAUUAUCUUCGGGCUCUCGCCGAUUACAGCGAAGCGCUAAAUCAUCUUCUAAAAGACCAAGAAGAAGAGGAUGCCAUUUCUUCGUCGCCUGACACGAGUCCAGGUACCGAAGAAGAUAACCGAAGCCAAGGCUCUCCCGGUAGAUUUCCAUCGAUGGCGCGACAAUUCCUAUCGUUCGCUUCCGUCUUGGAAAACAAUCUCGAAGAGAAAUCGAAGUUAUACAAAGAAACUUCAUUGCAGCACUUAUUCUUAAUGAACAACAUCCAUUAUAUGGCUGAAAAGGUUAAAGGACCUGAACUUAGGAUCAUAUUCGGCGACGAAUGGAUUCGAAAACACAACUGGAAGUUUCAGCAGCACGCGAUGAAAUACGAGAGAGCCUCUUGGAGUUCAAUUCUCAGCUUACUUAAGGACGAAGGAAUUCACGCCCCCGGUUCAAAUUCCGUCUCGAAAACUCUUCUGAAAGAGAAGCUACGAAGCUUCUACCUCGGAUUCGAGGAUAUUUACAGGGUCCAAACAGGUUGGUCGAUCCCGGAUGUUCAGCUUCGCGAAGAUCUGCGGAUUUCGAUAUCGGUAAACUUGAUUCAAGCUUAUAGGACAUUUGUUGGAAGGCAUAGUAGUCACAUUAGUGACAGAAAUAUUAGAUACACUGCUGAUGAUUUAGAGAAUUAUCUUUUGGAUUUCUUUGAAAAUUCUCAAAAGUUGUUGCAAAAUCCUCUUAGGAGGUGAUAGCAUAUAGGUGAGAAUAAUCACUUUUUUUUUAAGUCUAACAAUGGAUUGUACUUGAAAACAAAACUUAGUGUGCAUUAUAUAUGUAAUUUGAUAAUCACUUUUUCAAUGUAUUCUUUAGAUUAUUUUAAUAUGAAUCAAUAUAGGAGUAAUAUAAAUUAUUUGUUGCUUUUUUCUUUGUAAUGUUUGUCUCCAAGAUAUUUGAUAUCUAGAAAAAUGUAGAUAAUCAUGUGCUUCCUA